AUGUCUAGCUCAUCUAGCUCUAGCGAUGAUGAAAUGAUGAAGAAGUUCUUUCUUAUGGGAGCUGUUGUCGUUGAGGAAGAAGAACAAGAGAAAUGUUCAACUUCAGUUCAACACAAACGACGUAUCGUGCUCCAUCGAAACCGACUGGAAGGCCACAAUCGGUUAUUCCAAGAUUAUUUUGCUGACGCACCAACCUAUCCUCUUUAUUAUUUUCGUCAAAGGUUCAGAAUGAGGCGUUCGUUAUUCCUUCGAAUCCACGACGCAGUCGUCGAACAUGACAAGUACUUCGUCCAAAAGAGGAAUGGUGCUGGACAGUUAGGACUAUCUAGUCUUCAAAAGAUUACUGCAGCUAUGCGGAUGCUCGCAUAUGGAGCAUCCGCUGACUCCGUUGACGACUACGUUCGGAUCGGUAAAAGUACGUCGCUUGAGAGCGUGAAGAGGUUCGUUCGAUCGAUUAUCAACAUCUUUGGAGAGGAAUACCUUCGUGCACCGACUAAUGAAGACGUUGCACGCCUGCUCGAGGAAGGCUCACAACGAGGUUUUCCUGGUAUGCUUGGGAGCAUCGACUGCAUGCACUGGACAUGGAAGAACUGUCCAACUGCCUGGCAAGCAAAGAUCUUUGGAUAUGGCAUGCCUUCUUUGGACUGCCGGGGUCUCACAAUGACCUCAAUGUUUGCUCAACAACAAGAAAGCGCAAGAAAAGAUGUUGAGCGAGCUUUUGGCGUGUUGCAAGCUCGAUUUGCGAUUGUUCGUGGACCAGGACGUUUCUGGCAACCUUGUGUGCUGAAAGAUAUCAUGACAGCUUGUAUCAUAAUGCAUAACAUGAUCGUUGAAGAUGAACGUGAUUGUCAAUUGGACAACAACUUCGACUUUACUGAUUCGGUACCAGUCGUUGAACCUUCUCAUGUGCAGACGGUGCCUCUAACUGAGUUCAUCCAAAAUCAUCAUCGGAUCAGGAACACGCAAACACACAAAUCACUAAAGAAUAAUCUGAUCGUGCAUCUGUGGCAGCUCAAGGGGUCCAUCGCCGAGGAUUAA
This is a messenger RNA of Asparagus officinalis (garden asparagus), 1038 nucleotides long. RefSeq lists its product as uncharacterized. The coding region runs from base 1 to 1038 and encodes 345 amino acids. Lineage: Eukaryota; Viridiplantae; Streptophyta; Magnoliopsida; Asparagales; Asparagaceae. The record is from RefSeq and is a predicted model, not a curated record. The transcript has 2 exons.